CUGUCUGGAUAGCACAUUCUACUGGAGGAAUCCUGCAGCAAGAUUUUCAUUUACCGGGCCAGCCAGCUGUCCCCAGAGCCAGGGAAGAGGCAGUAUUACCAUUUAGGCUUGUAGAGGAAUAUGGGAAUUCCCAUGUGCCUGGCUUGCAGCACAAGGCAGAGUUGGAUACAAAAGCCUUUUAAACUCCUAGGAAUUUUAGAUGUGGAAAACAUUCCCUGUGCACGGGACUCAAUAUUAUAUGGCUCACUGGGAUCUGCUGUGGCUGGCCUCGGACAUUUUUUGUUUACUAGUAGAAUCAGAAGAUCAUGCGAUGUUGGAGUAGGAGGAUUUAUCUUGGUGACUUUGGGAUGCUGGUUCCACUGCAGGUACAAUUACGCAAAGCAACGAAUCCAGGAAAGGAUUGCCAGAGAAGGAAUUAAAAAUAAGAUUUUAUAUGAAAGUACCCACCUUGAUCCUGAAAGAAAACAAACCAACAGCAGUGGCAGCAAUUAAGUCUGAAGCACUGAAAACCAAACAGCUGCUUCAAGAGUUGGGAUCAACCACAAGAAACAUCUUAUGUACAAUAAGAAAGCUUUAAGCAAGUAAAUAAACCAUGUUUUAGUUGUCAUUUUUUGUUUACACUUGCAUAAAAAUCUGCUGAUGUAUUCUGGCCCCGCCUCUAUCGCCAGGGUAGCAUGCCUGUGUGUAACGUACUGUUGUGAUCUGCUGUAUCCAAAGAAUUAUAAAACCCAGUGUUUAACAGGCUUGGAAAAAGAAUUCUUAAAGGAAGCAAUGAAUUUAAUGAUGAAAUUUUCAAGAAAUAAAAUACCUAUACUUGGA
This is a messenger RNA of Lepus europaeus (European hare), 819 nucleotides long. RefSeq names its product cytochrome c oxidase assembly protein COX20, mitochondrial. Bases 121 to 492 code for a protein of 123 amino acids. Gene Ontology annotation, biological process: mitochondrial respiratory chain complex IV assembly. NCBI's taxonomy places the organism in Eukaryota, Metazoa, Chordata, Mammalia, Lagomorpha, Leporidae. The record is from RefSeq and is a predicted model, not a curated record. Gene Ontology annotation, cellular component: mitochondrion; mitochondrial inner membrane. The transcript is spliced from 4 exons.